Molecule: messenger RNA, 1231 nt
Organism: Trichoderma atroviride IMI 206040
Lineage: Eukaryota; Fungi; Ascomycota; Sordariomycetes; Hypocreales; Hypocreaceae
Source: RefSeq, a predicted model, not a curated record
CUGUAGCAACACGUUGUCGUACAGAGUCGCAGAGCUCCCAUCAUCCUCGGAUCCGCCUGACAGCUAGUGACUCCAACCAAUAUAGCCGUAUACACAAAGACACGCACUAAGCCGAUGAUGCCACACCAAUACGAAGUCUGGAAAUCCCCGUCGCCGCCUUUAUCCGGCAAGAACAGGUAAAAUAUACGGCCCCCAAACACGCACACGGCUCAACCCAGCUUUGGUCCGACUCCCCCGAGACAUUGUAAAACUUUUGUUUUAUUUCGAGUCAUCCCUACAGUGACUUCAUUUGCGCCAACAAGACUGGCUUCAAUCGCAACCAUGACCGCUUCUUGUACAAGUAUAUAGACGCGCUAUCCAUCGCAAUCCCGGCAAAAGGGCUAGCCAGGGGUCAUGAAACAACCCCCUUGGGUCUUGGCAAUGCAAACUGGUGAUACUUGUAAUCCACCUCUUUUUCUCAGCGUCAUUGUGCAGGGCCCCUCGCUGACCCUGGCUAACAAGCAGCGUCGCAUUCACAGCCAGUUUUUAAAAAUAAAACAUUAAGAAAAAAAGGCUCCUUCCGGGCCGUCUUCUCAAAAAAGAGGAAAAUCUCCGUGAUGAGAGAAGAAGCUUUUGGAAGGUUGGGCUGAAUUCCACGCGAUGCCCAAAGUGGGCUUUUUUCCUCUUUUCUGCAGCGGCUAGAAAUCUAGUGCUACAACCGAUAAGAUGCUCCUUUCUGUGUACUGUACUGUAGCAAUGACAGCAUCCAUGAACCUCCCAUCAAUCUCGGUCAUCAAGGGUUUUGUUUCUGCACUCUUGUCCAGCGGGGCAGAUCGAACGACCAUAGAUGGACCGUGCAAUCCCAAGAAUCCCAAGUCGUCCCAAAGUCCACCGUGCUCAAAUCGCGGAGGCCCCCGAAAGCUUACGCCAGUUGGUCUGUUGUUUGUGCGACAAGGUGCUAGCAGGGUUCCCAUCAGCUGUGACGGUCUUCUUCAUUUCAAUUUCUGUGAAGAAACAAGACAGUUCCUUGUGCCAUCUCCGGUUAAGGAUCAAAGACCCCGAGAGCAAGGGAAAUUUGUAAACGUUUAGCUGUGUCUCGGAGCAUGGAGAAUCAGCUGUUGUGCUCCUCGCCCACAUGUACCCGUAUCUAACUCAGUCAUGGCGCGGUGGCCUCGUCUUGCCCACGAAUAGGACAUCCAUCCACUUGAUGUAAUAAUAAUUCGUUGUGGUAAAAGCCCGUUAAAAUUACCAU